Drosophila melanogaster (fruit fly) is the source of this 1842-nucleotide messenger RNA. RefSeq lists its product as uncharacterized. The record is from RefSeq and is marked reviewed. The coding region runs from base 1133 to 1654 and encodes 173 amino acids. Lineage: Eukaryota; Metazoa; Arthropoda; Insecta; Diptera; Drosophilidae. Gene Ontology annotation, biological process: phospholipid metabolic process; arachidonate secretion. Gene Ontology annotation, molecular function: A2-type glycerophospholipase activity. Gene Ontology annotation, cellular component: extracellular region. The transcript is spliced from 3 exons.
AAGUGGAAUUUCUCAUUGGCGUUGCUUGGUCACACUACCAAGAAUCCAGCGAAAGUUUUGUUUAUUUUUUUGGGUCCCAAUUUCUCCUGCUGGAAUAAUGCUAAAUGCCAAGAUCGGGAAGGUCGGCAAGGUACUGGUGUGCGGGAUGAAGGGCGUGGGCAAGACGGCGCUGAUAGAGCAGCUGGUCUACGGCCACGUCAAUCCCGAAACGGAACUGCAUCCAACCAUUGAGGAUAUCUACGUGGCCAGCGUGGAUACAGGCAGGGGCGGAGCCCGAGAGACCCUGCGCAUCUACGACACGGCCGGAUUGCAGGGCGAGCAGCAGCAGCUGCCACGCCACUACCUUCAGUUUCCAGAUGCAUUCGUUCUGGUCUACGAUCCCAUGGAUCCGCGCAGCCUUGACAUGCUGGCCGACAUCAAGGCUGACAUUGAGAAGCACAAGGAGAAGAAGGAGAUUCCCGUUGUGGUGCUGGCCAACGUGAGGGCACGAGCAGCCCCAAAUCCCGUCGAGAAGGUCAUGGACCGCGCCAACAUCUGGUGCCAGCGAGAGCGCAUAAAGCACUACACGGUGAACGCCAUGGAGCGUCCCUCCCUCUACGAGCCAUUCACCACGCUCUGCGCCCGGCUGCACCCAAUGCAGACGAAGAGCACGUUCCCUCAGCUGCGCCAAGUUAUGCAGAACCGGCAGAAGAGCGAGGCUUAGCUGUUUUGAACGGACGAAAGGGAAGAGAUAUAAUUUAAGUUUUAUUCGGGAGUGUCCCAAUAAUCUCCGAUACUUAACAGUAGCUAUGAAUGCCACAGAUUUGGCUUUAAGUUCAAGAGAUCCUUGGGAUCUCCCCAAUCGUACUCGUAUUGAUCCAUUUAGAGUCUACUUGCCUUGUAUUAACUGUUGUGCUUUAAUGUGGGCCAGAGCCCAAGCCACUUGUACUUAUGUCUCUUUGUGUGUGUCCAAUUGUAUCUACUAUUUAUUACACCGACAUGUCUUCUCUCAUUCCGCGAGAAUUAAGCGUAAUCAGUAUUCACUGCUCAAUCGCAGCUCAAAUGGCGCGUAGUGAUUAAAUAACCAUGCCGAAAUUCUGCUCUACGGCAAUCCCCUUGGAUCAGUCGUCUGCAAGCCCCUUCCUCGAGCGCAAUGCUUUCGCGUGCCGCUUUUCUUACUGUUCUCCUAACGCUGAUCUAUGCCAGCCAUGCGGCUGCGGGAUUGAGCAUUACAGUUCCGGGCACAAAGUGGUGUGGACCCGGGAACAUAGCAGCCAACUACGAUGACCUGGGCACUGAGCGCGAAGUGGACACGUGCUGCCGGGCGCACGACAACUGUGAGGAGAAGAUUCCGCCGCUGGAGGAAGCCUUUGGCCUGAGAAACGACGGGUUUUUCCCCAUAUUCUCGUGUGCCUGCGAGUCGGCCUUCCGGAACUGCCUCACCGCUCUGCGAAACGGACACUCCCUGGCUCUUGGCAAAAUCUACUUCAACACCAAGGAGGUGUGCUUUGGCUACGGGCAUCCCAUCGUUUCCUGCCAGGAGAAGCAGGCCGACCUGUUCGAGACACGAUGUCUCAGCUACCGAGUGGACGAAGGUCAGCCGCAGCGCUGGCAGUUCUACGACUUGGCCCUCUACACACACGUAAGCGGCAGCGAGGAGGACUCCCGAGAUUGAACUUCGACGUCCGGCGAUAAGCCCUCAAUUGUUUACAAAACAGAUUGUGCGGGGAGCGAAACCUAAUGUGAUUAGGAUUUUGACGGUAGGUUAUUUGUGUAAUAAAUUUUCGAAGCUUAAGGCUAAGUAGCCUGGAAUUAUAUUAAAAACUGAAUUCGGAGGCUCAAUUAAAGUUCAAAAUGAUCAAG